Messenger RNA from Drosophila innubila, 1156 nucleotides. Its product is annotated as coiled-coil domain-containing protein 124. Lineage: Eukaryota; Metazoa; Arthropoda; Insecta; Diptera; Drosophilidae. Gene Ontology annotation, biological process: transcription by RNA polymerase II. Gene Ontology annotation, molecular function: transcription coactivator activity. The record is from RefSeq and is a predicted model, not a curated record. The transcript is spliced from 2 exons. Gene Ontology annotation, cellular component: nucleus. Bases 120 to 776 code for a protein of 218 amino acids.
AUCAGCUGCUCCUCCAAAAAGUUGGCAACACUGCAAAGGGCAAACAUAUUUCAUCAAAAUUCAGCCAUCACAUAGAAAAAAAGACCGUCAUUUCCUGCAAUUCCAGUCAAGUUAUCAAAAUGCCAAAGAAAAUGGGUAUAAACUCAAAGGCAGCGGAGGCGCGUGACCGCAAGGAUGCCAGCAAAAAGGCAAAUCAAGAGCGCAGUGCAAAGGAGGCCGAAGAUCGUUUGUGGCAAGACGAUGACAAGAAUUUGGCCAAAAAGCAACAGCGGCGGGAAGAAGAAGAGCGCAAAAAGGCUGAAGCAGCGCGUCGCAAGGCGGAAUCGAAAGCUUUAUUGGAUGAGGAAACCAGCUCAAUUGUAACGCAGCGCAAACAACCCUUGGCCAAAAUAAAUCGACAGCAGAUUUUGAGUGAGCUGGAAAAGAAGCAACGCGUUAUAGACGCCAUCAAUGAAGCCAAUAAACCUGCUCCCACUCGUGUUGUUGUACAACCGGAAAUCAUCGAGGAGAACAUCAAUCGAUCUCUGGUCGAUACCAAUGUGGCCUCCAAUGUGGAUCAGGCUCUGGCCGUUCUUAGUGUCAAUGACAAGGAGGAGGACAUGCAUCCUGAGAAACGCAUGCGAGCAGCAUACAAAACUUUCGAGGCCCACAAUCUGCCGCGAGUUAAGGCUGAGAAUCCUUCCCUGCGCCUGUCCCAGUGGAAACAGAUCCUUAUGAAGGAAUGGAACAAGUCGCCAGAUAAUCCCUAUAAUCAGGCGCGCUUAUCAGCGGUAUAAACUGAGAAUUUAAGAGAAGUUCAACUGCCGAGCAGUGGGAACCCAAUUCAAAUCCCGAAAAAAACCAGCAUCAACAAUAUAAUUUAAUUUGAUUUAAGAAUGCAAAAUAAAAUUUGCCUACAUUAUUUAUUGUACCGAGAUUGUAAACACUUUUAUUGUUAAUGCAUGAAGUGUAGCUUAUUUUGUAUGUAGGGAUUGUUGGCUUAAAAGCUUACGUGCAAUUUAUUGCCAAUUUACCAAAUAAUAGUUAUGCAAUGAGCAAACGAAAGCUGAAACCCCUGAAAACCAUUCAUGGUAUAUGAUCACAUCUUGGAGCACAAUUGUCGACUGUUUUCUUUUCAAAAUUAAAUAGCCAAUAAGUUGUCUGCUCGUCUUAUUAU